AUGAAAGCAUUGAUGAGGAGGUGUUUUGUACCAAGUCAUUACCAUCGAGAUUUGUUUCAAAAAUUACAAAAUCUCACACAAGGUAAUAAGAGCGUAGAAGAGUAUCAUAAGGAGAUGGAGAUUACCAUGAUCCGUGCUAAUGUGGUGGAGGAUCAUGAGGCCACAAUGUCAAGAUUUUUGAGUGGUUUGAGCCGAGACAUAGCAAGGGUGGUGGAGCUAUAACACUAUGUUGAAUUGGAGGAAUUGGUGGACAAAACUAUCAAAGUUGAGCGGCAAUUGAAGUUGGACUGAAAUCACAAGAGUGGAGGAGGAUCAAAUCAGAAUUGGAGAUUCAAUUGGAAGAGAGAUGAGAAGCCAGAUUGGAGAGGAAACAACACCAAAACUGAAACCUCAAAGGAGAAGGGGAGGGACGGUAAAGUUGGAACAAAUCCAGCUUCAAGUAAAACUGAAAACCCUAACACUAGAACUCGUGAGAUUGAAUGUUUUAAGUGUUUGGGCAGCGGUCAUAUGGUGAAUCAAUGCCCUAAUAGGAGGGUGAUGAUCAUGACUGGACAUGGUGUUAUUGAGUCCGAAAGUGAAAGGGAAGAAGAGGAUGAUGAGAUGCCACCAUUGGAGGAUUGUAGUAAUGGAGAAAUAGCUAUAAAAGGAGACUUAUUGGUGGUUAGGCGUUCUCUUAGUAUGCAAGUAAAUGAGGAGGAGCAUCAUCAACAAAGAGAUAACUUGUUUCAUACAAGAUGUGUGGUGAAUGAUAAGAUCUGUAGUAUGAUAAUUGAUGGAGAUAGUUGUGUAAAUGCGGCAAGUUGUAUUAUGGUGAAUAAGUUGGGUUUGAAGAUGACAAAGCACCCUAGGCUUUAUAGACUUCAAUGGUUAAAUGAUAGUGGUGAGGUGAAAGUGUCGAAACAAGUUCGAAUCCCAUUUGAGAUAGGGAGAUAUAAGGACGAGGUAGAGUGUGAUGUUGUACCUAUGUAAGCGGGUCAUAUCUUGCUUGGAAGACCAUGGCAAUAUGAUCGAAAGGUACAUCAUGAUGGGUAUACUAAUUGUUAUUCAUUGGUGAUAAAUCAAAAGGCUUAUACCUUAGUAUCGAUGAAACCUAGUAAGGUGUAUCAAGAUCAGUUAAAAAAAGAAGAGAGGAAAGAAAAUAGACAAAAGAAUUUUUAUGCAAAACCGAGUGAGGUGAGGAGAGCUUUAGUUCUAGACCGACCGAUGCUUGUACUUUUGUACAAGGAGGUUUUGUUUUCUACUAACGAUCUUGACCCAAGUUUGCCUAGUCCUAUUGUGUCUUUAUUGCAGGAAUUUGAAGAUGUCUUUCCUGAUGAACUUCCUAGAGGGAUACCACUGAUUCGAGGCAUAGAACAUCAAAUUAACUUGAUUCUUGGUGCGCCAUUACCUAAUCGACCCGCAUAUCGAAGCAAUCCCGAUGAGACAAAGGAACUUCAAUGGCAAAAGGAUGGAACUUGGCGAAUGUGUGUCGAUUGCCGAGCAAUCAAUAACAUCACAGUAAAGUAUCGACAUCAUAUUCCUAGGUUAGAUGACAUGUUGUGUGAGUUGCAUGGUUCUUGUAUUUUCACUAAGAUCGAUUUGAAAAGUGGCUAUCAUCAAAUUAGGAUGAAAGAAGGUGAUGAAUGGAAAACUGCAUUUAAGACUAAGUAUGGAUUAUACGAGUGGUUAGUCAUGCCAUUUGGAUUAACUAAUGCACCGAGCACGUUUAUGCGACUUAUGAAUCAUGUUUUGCGUGCUUUUAUUGGUCGAUUUGUGGUUGUCUAUUUCGAUGACAUCUUGAUAAAUAGCCAAAGCCCUAAUGACCAUAUUGAGCAUGUGCGAGCUGUUUUGUAGGUUUUAUGGGCCGAGCAAUUAUACGCUAAUCUAAAGAGGUGCUAUUUUGUUACCAACAAAUUGGUAUUUCUAGGAUUUGUUGUUAGUGUUGAUGGUAUACAGGUUGAUGAAGAAAAGGUCAAAGUAAUUCGUGAAUGGCCAACACCUAAGACCGUAGGAGAGGUGCGUAGCUUUCAUGGAUUGGCGAGUUUUUAUCGGCGAUUUGUGAGAAAUUUGAGCACCAUUGCCGCACCUUUAACUGAGGUUAUCAAGAAGCACGUGGGUUUCACGUGGGGAGAAGAGCAAGAGAAAGCAUUUAAUCUGCUAAAAUAUAAGUUAACUAAUGCUCAUUUGUUAUCUUUGUCGAAUUUCGGUGCUACUUUUGAGAAAGAGUGCGAUGCUUCUGGUACAAGAAUUGGAGCCGUGUUGAUGCAAGGAGGGCAUCCCAUAGCUUAUUUUAGUGAGAAAUUGAGUGGAGCAACAUUGAAUUAUCCUACCUACAAUAAGGAGAUGUAUGCUUUAGUGCGAGCUUUGGAGACUUGGCAACAUUAUCUAUGGUCGAAGGAGUUUAUGAUCCACACCGAUCACGAGACCUUAAAGUACUUGAAAGGACAGCAAAAGUUGAAUAAAAGACAUGCCAAAUGGAUGGAGUUCAUCGAGACUUUUCCAUAUGUGAUCAAGUACAAGAAAGGUAAGGAGAAUGUGGUAGCCGACGCACUUUCUCGAAGGUACGCGAUUCUAACUAUUUUAGAAGCAAAGUGUCUAGGUUUUGAGCAUAUCAAGGGCAUAUAUGCUGAUGAUGAUGACUUUGGGAGAGUGUAUGAAGCAUGUGAACACGCUGCAUUUGACAAAUUCUAUAGGCAUGAAGGUUAUCUUUUCCGUGAAAACAAACUAUGUUUGCCUAAGUGUUCUUCGCGUGAAUUGUUGGUGCGAGAAGUGCAUAGUGGUGGUUUAAUGGGACAUUUUGGCAUUAAUAAGACUUAUGAAGUGAUGGAUGAACAUUUUUAUUGACCACAUAUGAAGAGAGAUGUCACACGUGUCUGUAAGAGAUGCAUUGCUUGUAAGCAAUCUAAGUCUACAACUAAACCGCAAGGCUUGUUUACACCAUUACCUAUUCCAACGCAUCCUUGGACUGCCAUUUCUAUGGAUUUUGUGUUAGGAUUGCCUAGGUCUAAGUAUGGUAGAGAUUCUACUUAUGUGGAUGUUGAUCACAUGCAUUCUGCUACUAAAUUUACACCAUUAGAGAUUGUCUAUGGUUUUAAUCCAUUAACUCCGUUAGAUUUAACGCCUUUACUUGUUGAUGAGCAUGUGGAUUUACAUGGAGCGAAGAAAGAUGAAUUUGUCAAGGCGUUGCAUGAGAAGACGCGCGCCAAUAUUGAGCGCAAGACUGAGCAAUAUGCAAGGCAAGCCAACAAAGGGCGCAAGGAAGUGGUGUUUGAACCCGGCGAUUGGGUUUGGGUUCAUAUGCACAAAGAGAGAUUUCCUGAGCAGCGACAUUCUAAGUUACUACCAUGAGAGGAUGGACCAUUCAUGGUUUUGGAAAGAGUUAACAAUAAUUCCUACAAGCUUGAUCUUCCACGUAAGUAUGAUGUUAAUGCUACAUUUAAUGUUUCUGACUUGACUCUUUUCGAUGCCAAUGAUGAUUUGAGGAUUUUGAAAGGGAUCUACUUCCCCCAUGGCUCAUUUUGGAAUGCUAGAAAAUGUUCCCAACCCUCUUGGGGUUGGCAAAGUAUGUUAAUGGGCAGGGAAGCUAUUUCAUCUUUAGUGAUGUGGUCAGUAGGAAACGGAGAUGAUAUUAGUAUAAGAGAAGACAUAUGGCUCAAGAGAGGCAUCAUUGGUGAACUUGCGAACUAUGGUGAACCUACUCAAGUUGCUGAACUAAUUCUUGAGGAGGAGGAUAAAUGGAAUGAACAAAUGCUACCUAUAAUGUUCGAUGAGCAGAUCAUUGACGAAAUACUAACGAUUCGUCUUAAAACUCAGGAUGCUCGAGAUAGGUUAGUGUGGACAGGGACUGAAUCAAGUCAUUUCACCAUUAAGAGUGCUUACAUAUAG
Molecule: messenger RNA, 3864 nt
Organism: Eucalyptus grandis
Lineage: Eukaryota; Viridiplantae; Streptophyta; Magnoliopsida; Myrtales; Myrtaceae
Product: transposon Tf2-1 polyprotein
Exons: 5
Molecular function (GO): zinc ion binding; nucleic acid binding
Source: RefSeq, a predicted model, not a curated record